Python bivittatus (Burmese python) is the source of this 5006-nucleotide messenger RNA. RefSeq names its product MIS18 kinetochore protein A (gene MIS18A). The record is from RefSeq and is a predicted model, not a curated record. Lineage: Eukaryota; Metazoa; Chordata; Lepidosauria; Squamata; Pythonidae. Gene Ontology annotation, cellular component: chromosome, centromeric region; chromatin; nucleus. Gene Ontology annotation, biological process: chromosome segregation; CENP-A containing chromatin assembly.
GACUGCUUCUGCCUCCUGUCCUUGGGAAAGAAAAAGAGAAACACCUUGUUGGGGUGCUAGAGAGGCGCCGCCCAUUAUUUCCGGUAUUGAGGCGAGAGAGGCGGAGUUCGGCGCGGUGGCUUGAAAAAAAAUGGCGGCACUCCCGGUUGAAGAGAGCUCUCAGUCGGUGGUAGCAUCCCUUGACAGUCCAGGGCCUGGUAACCAGGAAGGGCCGGGUGCAGAGGACCUGCCCAUGGUGUUCCUGUGCGCCGGAUGUAAACGGCCUGUAGGAGACACGCUCAGCUGGGAGACUAACGACGAGGAUACCAACUGCAUCCUGCUCAAGAGUGUUACACUCAAUGUCUCAGUAGACAAAGAGCAAAAACUUUCAAGCCAGGCAGGUGAAUAUGGCUGCAUGCUUGAAACCUUGUUUUGCUCUGGCUGCAACAUGAACCUUGGAAACAUUUAUAGAUGUACCCCAAGACAUCUUGACUAUAAACGAGAUUUGUUUUGCUUAAACAUAGACUCCCUAGAAAGUUACACCCUAGGGUCAUCAGACCAGAAAGCUGACAUUGAUGAGGAACCUCUCACGCUUGAAAGUCGAGCUAGUUUAGAAGAAUCAUUAGGAAGGGCAGAAACAAUACUAAAAACAUUGGAACAACGGUUAUCUGUAGUGGAAUCAAGUUUUGCAUCUCUUCACAAUAUUGGCUGAAAAAAUAUGAUUAUUGCUAACAUUAAUAUUGUUGCAUAAUUGUAUUAUUUACUCUUGUAAAAUUGUGAGAUUACAACAAGAGUCCAGUUGCAAAUUAUAAAACUUUACUCAGUCUUCUGGUUAAGAAUACAGGCACCCGAGAAAUGAAAAAACAUCUCUGUGGAGUUGAAGAAAUUUCUAGGAAAUCUUGUAAAUAUACACGUGGGUGUUUUUAUGAUAUUUGUAAUCUCAGACAUUGUAAAUAACUGAAAUUCCAAUAAUCUUGUCUGUAUUUUUGUCCUUUCUGUUGUUUUAUAUAUCACAUACAAUUUCUGACUUUGGCUUGGCAGCUUAAGUUGGAAUGUAUUUAAUCUUUUGUGGAGAAGAUGAUGGCUUUGGAUACCAAAAAGAUUCAGGGCAUUACACUUGAAUCUUCUAUGUAUUAUAGCAGCCAUUUAAUUCUCUGCUAGUUAGAGAUACUGAUACAGUGUGUGUAAUAUACUGGCUGAGGCCACAUCCAUACAUAUUUCUUAGCUUGUGUUGUUCAAAUGAAUUUUUUGUACCGUACUUUGAAAUAUUCAAGAAUAAGUAACUGUUCCAGUAAUUCAAACUAAUAUGGCAAGAAAUUCUUAAGCUAAAAGAAAGAAUAGAAAUAAAUUGACUAUACUAGAUAUUUUAGAAAAUAAAGUAGCAAACAUUAUACAAUGUAAAGGUUUGUCAUUGUAUUUAGGAAGAAUUGUUUUCUAAUAUCAAGAAUGUUGUUUAAAAAUUAAGAUACUUGAAUACAGUGAUGUAAAUGUUUCAGUACAAAUAAGAAAUUAUAGUUGAACUGGAAUUUAAAAUUUAGUAAAGCUUUAUUGUAAGUCUUUGUGCUUAUUCAUUACUUUAUUCUGUUGAAUAGAAGCUACAUGUAGUUUGCCACAUUAAAAUGCUUUUUAUGUUCCAAAUAAAUCUAGGUGGGAUUAGUCAUCAUAGAUCUCUCAUUAUGUUGUAGCACAUUUUGUUCAUCUAAAUAGAACACAUCAUGCUGAUUUGUCCUUAUUUUUUCUUCUUUAAAAAUGGAAAAAACAACCACUAUUCAUCAAGCUAUAAUUUGAUACAUAAGGUAUUUAUGUGUGUAUGUGUAUUAUACAUGGACAUUCAGAUAUCAGUUAUUUCUAUUUGUAUAGAUAGAAUGGGAUAGGUUGAAUAAAACAGAAAAUCUGUAUAUUGACAAGAGGUUUUACACUGCUUCACUGUUUCAGUACAAAGACUAAGUAGCUAACCGUAAUAAGGUUUAAAACCAUAGAAUAUCAUACAGUAAUAAACAAUCCACUUAAUACUUCCAGAACAGGUAAAUUCACACAAAUUUUAUCUCCAAAUUCUAUAGAAAAGUCAGGAUUUAACUGUUCUUCGAAAUAUCAACAGAGAUGAAACUGUCCUGUACUCUUCAAGCAUUUUCUUUCCCACAGUGCUGAUCUGGAUCAGUAUUAAAAAAUGCAUUGUGAGGGUGUUGUUUGUUAUUUAAAAACAUGAAAUUUUAAUUAGGCUAAUAUCCCUAAUCGUUGUCAUCAUCAUUGUUAGGGGGAGCCUAAAUAGUGUCUCUAUGAACCAUAUAAGGUGAUAGCUUAUAUAAUACAUUUUAUAAAAGCAACAAAAGCUUGGUACCUUAUAAGCCUGUUACUGGCAGGGGUUUGGAAUUGCGGCAUGCUUCCCAUUCUUGUUCCACCUGUUAAAUUAGAAAUGGCUCCAUGGGAAUAAGCCUCACUGCACUGGGUAAGUCUUAAUCAUUAGCGUGUACUGGAUUGUUCUAUAAACCUAAUGAUUGGAAUAUAUCAAUUCAGUUUAAAAAUAAAUACAGAAAGGGACAUAAGUGCAUUUUUAAAUAUAUUAAUCUAAAUUCCAAGAUGUGUGGACAGAAUUCAUCAAGGAUAACCUUGAUGCAUGCAUGAAAACUUACUGAUUUUAAUUGUGGUUUUCGUGGAUUAAUAGCACAGACUUUUGGAGGGCGGGUGUGUUUUUUUGCCCUUUUGCACUGGAGAUUAACUAAAUCUGUGCCAAGUGUUAGAAUGUACUUUGCUUGUACUGUCUGUGCUGAAAGCUUUUAAAAAUUUACACAGGAGUGAUAAUACCCCAUGGGGUGAAUAUUUUUCUGUUUUUUUUUUCUAAUGUGCUAUAAUAACAGCCCUGUUACUUUUGAAAGGUUAUAAAAGAGUUUGCUACUUGUUUCCACCAUAAAGAGAAAUCAUUGUAAAAGGCUUGUUAGGAGGACCCUGGAGUGUAUUCAGAUAUCCUGCACAGAUAAAUAGAUGACAAAAUAACUGCAACAGCUAUUCUGAGAGAAUUGGAUUGACACUUUAUUAUGAAGUCCAUUCUGCUGUCUGCUUUUCUUAAUUUCCAAACAGGAUGGCAUGUUCAGGCUUCAGCCUCUUUUUGUUCAGAGGAAUAAUUGUUGAUUAACAAACUAAGCUUAUACUUUUUGUGUAAAAUUAUAAAAUUCAUAAUUGGCAAACCAAUGGGAAAGCCAUCAAUUAGAUACAUGCUUAUAAAUACUCAGAAGUACAGUUCCAGGCUCACUGUCCUGGAUAAAACAUUUUUACACCUGGCAAGUGUUGGUCAACAUAGCUCCUUAGCUGUCCUGAGAUUUUUCCACUUGAAAGGAGCCCAUUUUAUCUUUGCAGUUUGUAAGGUCUUCAUAACCAAGGCCAUCUCCCAGCUACUCUAUGGUAUCCGAGUCUCUUUUAAAAAUGUUGAUGUCCUUGAAGCUAUUCAAUCUAAGUUCCCAAGUGCUAUUCUUGCAGUCUCAAAAUGCAUUAAAAACACCACUUUGUUUAGAUAUAGAUUCUCGUGUCUGACCAUUGGAUAUAUCCUGUCAGGAUGUCCAAUUCUGCAUUUAUAUAUGUACUAUCCGCCUCCCUUGGGUCUGGAAAAUUUGUAAUAAGAAAGGAAAGAUCAACCUUGGACCAUUGUCGGUCUAGCCAUCAUCUGGCUGAAAAAUACUCUAUUUGUGCCCAGGCUCCCUGUUUGCAUUAUUAAUUUAUUAAUAUAAUUUAUAUUAAUAUAAUUUAUUAAUUAACAGAAAACCAGUGUUCUAGUAUUUGCUUGACACCAUCAUAAAAUUCAUAAAUGGUAAAUUAAUGGGACUCCAAUUGAGCAUAAAUACCUUGGAGUGCUGUUUCAUACCUCUCUACCUUAGAAUGCAUAUUUUUCCUAUCAGGCUACUGGUGCUCAGCAUAGCUCCAUAGCUAUUCAAUGUUUUUAGCUGUUUUUAUGUUUUCCCUAGUUUUGUAUGCCACCCAGAGUCCACUGGAUUUGGGUGGCCAAUAAAUUUAAAUAAAUACUUAAAUAUUCGGAGAUUUUUUUCAUUCAAAACUCAUUGUAGUCUGUAAGAUGUUCUUGGACAAGACUGUCCCUUAGCUUCUCUACCUUACUCAAAUCUGCACCCUCACCAAUUUCAAUAUUUUGAACUAAGUUUAUUAGAGCCAUUUUUCACAAAAUGUAUUAAAAAUGCCAUUUUACAUUUGGAGAUGGGUUUGGUUUCUGUGGAGGCUAGAUCUUGGUUUUUACUUGUCAACUUUUGAUUAAAGUUAAUUUUCUUCUCUAUAGGUCUGGUCCUUUUGGUCCUUAGGGACCACUUUAAAUCAAUGUGGCUUAAAAAGCUAUUGAUAAAAUCCAUUUGUUGGGUUUUUCAAUGGAGAGCCUCUGCUCUUUAGGCUUUGCAAAUGCCAGAUGCACUCACAAGCAAUGAAUCUGGGACACGGGUCUUCAAUCUAAUCUAAGCCUAGUGUCUAUUCCUAUAAUUUGGGGAAAUUCUUCCAAAAGGGUUUGCACCAGCCGCCUAUUUAUCAUCUAUCACAAUAUUGAAAUUUCGUAGGGCUUUUAUCUUAGCCAGGCUAGAUGCACUGCUCUCACCAAUCCUCUGCACACUAUAAGAAUACUCCAGUGCACCAGUGCCUAUGCCCACAUGGGGAUGGCUCAAUAGUGUCUUUGACCCAUAUGCUCCUCCGUUGUUCCCUUUAUAGGACUCUAGGAUGACUCUCAUCCGCUCCAUCCUGAAAACAUUUCCAGGCAGAGAGCACAACUUCUAUUUGUCACUCCCCCUAUCUGAUAAGAACCCAAAUAUAUCCUCCCAGGUAGCCCAGUUUUGUGCCUCUAUGUGUGCUAUUUGUCCUGUAGUUGAAGAUUUUGAUUGAUUUACUUACUUGUAUUUUAUAUUAUUUAUUAUCAUUGUACUUUUAUCCCUGUACUUUUAUGUUCUAUAUUUCAUACUUAUUCUAUGUCAUUUAUCUUAUAUUUAUACAUACUACUUGGUAGUUUAUAUAUAUAUGUGUGUGUGUGUGUGUGUAUGUGUGUUUAU